AUGUCAGAUUCCAUUCACCCGAAAACCAAUCAAAAGUCCACCUUUACAUUCCAUGGCAGAACGCAAGUCCCACGUGUCAUUGCUACAAAAGUGCACGAAAUUGUCAAGAAUCGAAUGAAGACAACCGAAGCGAUUGAGCCUCCAGAUCCCAUUCCUGUAAUGGAAUACAAGAAUAUCCGACUAGGAAAGCUUUUGGGGACAGGAAGCUUUAGUUCGGCAUUUCUGGCCGAGUCGUCGUCUUCACCUGAAGGACCUCUUGUCAUGAAGAAAUUGCGACCAGAAGUCCUCAAGAAUCCUCUCGUCUUUGCCGCCUGUGCCGCGGAUCUGUACCAAGAAGGAAAGAUACUGGCCUCGGUUGACCAUCCCAAUAUCAUUCGUUUACGAGCCUGGAGUGGGCCCCAAAUGAUUCAACGAUAUUUGGAUGGUAGUCAUGUGUCGGCCUAUCUAAUUUUGGAUCAGUUGGAAGGAACCCUAGAAGAACGUUUUGGCCAAUGGGCCAAGCGAAAGCCAAAGUUCUAUCAUUCCAAAAAGCGUAGGAUCGGUGUACUGUCAUCGAUCCAACAUGAAAAGUGUCAACAUAUUUUGAGUUUGGCUCGAGCUUUGGAACAUUUGCAUGGGUAUCACAUUUUGCAUCGAGAUAUCAAAGCUGCUAACAUUGGAUUCGAUUCGAACGGAACUCUGAAAAUCUUCGACUUUGAUCUCGCCCGAGUUUUGCCCCUUGGACGCCAUCAGCUCUUUCAACUUACCGCCAAUGUUGGAUCUCCGCGAUACAUGGCCCCGGAAGUCAAAAGAGGAGACAAGUACAAUCUAACGGCUGACGUUUUUAGUUUUGGAGUACUGGUGUACCAAAUCUUUACCCUCAAGAAAUUCAGGUCUCCUGAAACGAUGGACUGCAAUUGGGAAGCAACCAACAAGUCGAUACCUUUUGGGUUUUCCGCGGAUCUACGCAACUUAUUGCAGCAAUGUCUGUUGGAGAAAAAUACCGUGCGUCCACACAUGGAUCAGGUUCGAAGUAUGCUCCAGGCGGAAAUCGAAGGAGAGCACUUUGACCUGGACGCCAUGACAGAAAUCACGGGCUUUGAAUCCAUGUCUGAAAUGGAGAACUCGGGCCAAUACCAACCAUUACCAGCUGCACCGUCGAACGAGUCACCUUUUUCAGAAGAAGUUACAAACGCGCGAUCCAAGGACGAUGAAGAAAAAGAGGAGGUGGCCAAGCCUACUACUUCUGUCCAAACCAACACGAUUCUAUGGGUGACCUAUCUGAAUAUUGUCCUGUAUGCAUUGUGCUAUCAAUUGCAAAGGCCAGUGGAACCAUUUUUGGUCCAGUCCUUAAUUGACAAGCAAAGUGAAGACAGUGGGAAUGGUGGUGAACACAUGCAGGUCAGUCGGGCUUAUGGCAAUCUGCAAUCAUUCUUUCAGGCGAUUCAAACCGUUGGAUCUCCACUGGUGGGUAUUUUGCUGGAUCGAUUGGGCAUUCAAAAAACCUCGGCUCUUGUCUUUCUGGCGUCCGGAUUGUCCUAUGCGCUCUUGGCCAUGGCGACAGACAUGACAAGUUUGUUUCUCAGCAAGCUGCCCACCGUUCUCAUGGCGGCCUUUCUUGUGGCUCAGGCCACGGCUACUACCACCUUGCAAGCUGACUUUGGAAACUCGGCUUCGGCAGUGGCGGCAGCACGGGCUGCAGCUUUGGGUCGUAUGACUACAGCCUACACAAUUGGGGCAACAUUGGGCCCAACUAUCGGUGGGAAUCUGGCCAAUCAAGGGGAUUAUUCGAUCGGUGCGAAGUUGGCGGUAGCGGGAUCAGUGGUGUCGGUUGUUUUGUCGCUUUGGUUCUUGCCCGACACGGCAAAGGUAGCGUCCGAGUCAAAAGGGGAGAAGCUAGGACCGAAAUCCGGCUCUUCAUUCCUUGAGCAAUUGAAGCACUCGGGCAGCUUGCUGGUUCGCUCGGGAUUGUGGCCAUUACUCAUGAUCAAGGUUGUGGGGGGAAUCAUUGCCAGUAUGCAUUCCACCUCAAUGCCCCUCAUUAUGACCAACGAACUCAAAUUGGAACCCUCACAGCUGGGAUUAGUCAUGUCCUCCAGCAUGUUUGUCGUUGCGGCGUUUGGUGCCGUGGCGAUGGCACCUCUGACACAAAAACUACACAAUGCUCGAUUCUUUGGGAUGAUCCAAAUUGGAUUGCUCCUUCGAGCUGUAAUGGGUUGUGGAAUGGCUUGGAUUGUAUCCUCGAUUGGCAGCAGUGUCGACGAAGAGACCGCUGUGCUGUACAACGUCAUUACGGUUGCCGUUUUCCAUGCAUUGGCAUCUCAUACCUUGGCCACCGGACUAACCACACAGACGACCGGAAUGGUCUCCAAAGAAGAGCAAGGUGCCUUGCUUGGUUUGGAACAUGGUUUGUUCAGUCUGGCACGCAUCGUUGGCCCGACAAUCGGAACUCGAUUAUUGGAAUGGGGAGGUCUUUGGUCCGUGGAGAUUACUUGUGGGUUCUUCGACGUGAUUCUUGUAGUUCUUUCGGUAGUAUUGAUCGUCACAAAGGAAAAGAGUUUGUAA
Messenger RNA from Cylindrotheca closterium, 2544 nucleotides. The record is from the annotation of a GenBank genome assembly. NCBI's taxonomy places the organism in Eukaryota, Bacillariophyta, Bacillariophyceae, Bacillariales, Bacillariaceae.